This is a messenger RNA of Pistacia vera, 1383 nucleotides long. Its product is annotated as UDP-glycosyltransferase 83A1-like. The record is from RefSeq and is a predicted model, not a curated record. The coding region runs from base 10 to 1383 and encodes 457 amino acids. Gene Ontology annotation, molecular function: UDP-glycosyltransferase activity. The transcript has 2 exons. NCBI's taxonomy places the organism in Eukaryota, Viridiplantae, Streptophyta, Magnoliopsida, Sapindales, Anacardiaceae.
CUAUCUGAAAUGAGCAAGCAACCGCAUGUAUUAGUUAUUCCAUAUCCAGCACAAGGCCAUGUUGCACCUCUUCUGAAAUUGGCCACAAAGAUUGCUGAACAUGGAAUCAAGGUCACCUUCGUUAACACAGAGUUUAUUGAGGCGAAAGUCAUGGCUUCGAUACCAGAGAAAGCUGAGGGAUGGAGCCUGAUAAAGUUUGUUUCAAUUUCAGAUGGAAUUGAACGAGAUGACGAUCGGAAAGACUUUGAUAAGACUAGAAAUACCAUGUUAAGAGUAAUGCCAGGUAACUUGAAGGACUUGAUUGAGAAAAUUAACCAAUCAAGUGACUGUGAGCAGAUCACAUGUGUCAUUGCUGAUAUAUCAGUUCGAUGGGCACUGGAAGUUGCCCAAAACUUGGGAGUUUCAAGAGCUGCAUUUAUACCUUAUGGACCAGAAAAUUUAGCCUUGUCAUUUCAUGUUACAAAGAUGAUUGAGGAUGGAAUUUUGGAUUCUAAUGGGAACCCGAUGAAUGAUGGGUUGAUCUCAAUAUCAGAGGGAACUCUUCCCUGGAAAAGAAACGAAAUCUGUUGGAGCUGCCGAGGUAACGAAAAGAUGCAGAAGAUUCUUUUUGAAUCUAUUUGUGCUGUUGUCCAAUUUGUCAAUAUUUCGAACUGGGUUCUUUCCAACUCAUUUUAUGAACUUGACCCAUCAUCCUGUGAUCUGGUUCCCAACAUAUUACCGAUUGGUCCAUUACUUGCGAGCAAUAAUUCACGGCAUUUGGCUGGAAGCCUGAGGCCUGAGGACUCAACUUGUUUAAGCUGGCUUGACAAACAAUCGAUAGGCUCAGUCAUUUACGUUUCAUUGGGCAGCACGGCUACCUUAAAUCAGCAACAAUUUGAGGAAUUGGCUCUUGGACUUGAAUCUUCAAGCCAGCCAUUUCUGUGGGUUGUUCGAUCAGACCUCGUGGAUGGAUCACUUACCGGAUUUCCAGAUGGUUUUAAAGAGAGAAUAACCGGCCGAGGAAAGAUUGUUGAAUGGGCAGCUCAAGAAAAGGUGUUGGCUCAUCCUUCUGUAGCGUGCUUCGUAAGUCAUUGUGGAUGGAAUUCAACCUUGGAAGGAUUAAGCAUGGGAGUCCCAUUUCUGUGUUGGCCCUACUUUGUGGAUCAAUAUCAGAACAGAAAUUAUAUAUGUGAAGCCUGGAAGAUUGGUUUAAAUUUAUGCCCAGAUGGGAAUGGGAUUGUUACUAGGCAUGAAAUACAGACAAAGGUCACAAAAUUGCUUAGUGAUGAAGGUAUCAAAAGAAAUGCAUUGAAGCUAAAGGAAACGGCUAUUAAUAGUCUUGUUGAAGGUGGAUCAUCAUUUGAAAAUUUUGAGAGAUUUAUUGUUGAGAUGAAGUCUAGUUAA